This is a messenger RNA of Fundulus heteroclitus (mummichog), 1128 nucleotides long. It is a transcript of the gene neurl2, whose product is annotated as neuralized E3 ubiquitin protein ligase 2. The record is from RefSeq and is a predicted model, not a curated record. The transcript is spliced from 3 exons. Gene Ontology annotation, molecular function: ubiquitin protein ligase activity. Lineage: Eukaryota; Metazoa; Chordata; Actinopteri; Cyprinodontiformes; Fundulidae. Gene Ontology annotation, biological process: intracellular signal transduction. The coding region runs from base 101 to 988 and encodes 295 amino acids.
GUAUAAAUAGCCUUCCAGGCCCUUCCUGCAGCGUCCAGCCGAGCGGUUCUGUCAGGCCUCAUGCUGACGCUAGCUAAGAAGCUUCACUGCAGAAAACAAAAUGGAGGCUCUUUCUGAACAGUUCCUGGAGUUCCACCCAAACCACGGUACCAAUAUCCGACUGGACCACUCAGGAACUCAGGCCACCCGAGUGGAAAGCUUCGCCAACGGGGUUUGUUUCAGCAAGUACCCUCUGAAGCCUGGAGAGAUCUUUCUCAUUGAGAUUGAGGAGAAGGAGCUGGGCUGGUGUGGACACCUCCGGGUGGGCCUGACGGCCUGGGACCCAACGAGCCUAGAGGCCGUCCCUGAGUACUCCAUCCCAGACCUGAUGGAGCUGGGGGACAGCUGGGUGUUUGCCAUCACCAGGAACCACAACAAGGUGGUGGAGGAGGCGCAGGUUCAGGAAGCUGGAGGAGGAGAGCUCGGUGUUGGACGGAGACUUGGACGAGGGGAGGAAGGAGAUGGAGUUCAGGAGGAUGAAGGUGGAGGCAGCAACUCCAAACCAAAGACCUUCUUCACGGACACGCACUUGUACAUUGACUCUGUCCGAAUCCCCAGAGACAAACUGGUUGGCCGGAGCCGCCCUGGACGCUUCAGCCACAUCCUGGACGAUCUGUAUAAGACAAACGCGCUGCCUCCCACAGCCAGACGCAGCAGGAUCGGAGUUCUGUACGUGCCGAGAAGCGACCGCACGGCUGACAUGCACAUCGUCAUCAACGGAGAGGACAUGGGAGCUUCUGCCAAGGGGAUUCCUGCCAGCAGGCCUCUGUACGCGGUGGUGGACGUGUUUGCUGCCACUAAGUGUGUCCGGAUAGUCCAGGUGGAGUACGGCUUCUCCUCCUUGCAGACGCUCUGCAGGAAGGCCAUCCAGAAGCAUAUCGUCCACAGGAUGGCUAUCGACUGGCUCCAGCUGCCAGAGGCUCUGAAGCACUACUGCAAGUAUGAAUGAAGCGCGCAGAAAAUGAAGAACCACGUGAGACCUUUCCAGAUGUGCAUCAAACAACCCAAUAAAAACUUUAUUACAGUUUCAUUUGUCUUACAGAAACGUUAUUUUUGUAUAAUGUGGAAUAAAGCAGAAAAUGACCAGAC